UGCCCUCUUUGGUUUGAUACCAGUAAACAAAUUUUCUGGCCGUACUUUUUAAGGAAACUUAGUUUUAUUCAGUGCAUAGCAAUGAUGGAGGAACAGUCCGACGAUGAGAACUCGGAGCCCACUCCAAAGAAGAUAAAGCGGGAGUGGGUGAAGAGCUACUCCAACAAGGCCAUGGAGAUGAUGAAGAAAAUGGGCUACGAGAACGACAAGGGUUUGGGUAAGAGCAAUCAAGGUCGCUUGGAGCCCAUUAUAGCUGUCCAGCAGGAUGGUCGUCGUGGUUUUGGCCUCAAGCUGGACGCAGCCCAUUUGGCCGCUGGCCAAUGGGACCCCAACUGCGAGGAGCUGGAGAUGCCGGAGACAUUCGAGUGGCUAACAAAUAUGGGCUACAAUGCCAGUCACUACACGAUCGAUCAACUGAUGGGCUACCUCGUCUUUGGUGAACGCAAACGCAGUCUGGACGAUGAGAAUCGCUACUGUGAUCCAGAAAUCCUCCAACACAUCCUUAACUCGAAGUCGGCCUUUGACGAUCUUAACGACAACGAGAAACGUCGGGCCCGGUCUCGCUGCAAUCCAUUUGAGACGAUACGCAGCUCCAUUUUCCUCAAUCGGGCCGCCGUUAAAAUGGCCAACAUUGACUCCAUGUGCGACUACAUGUUCACCAAUCCCAAAGAUCUGGAGGGACGUGAUCUGGUGGAUCCCAAGGAGCUGCUCUACUUUACGGACAUGUGUGCGGGCCCUGGCGGCUUCUCUGAAUAUGUCCUGUUCCGCAAAUCGUGGGAGGCAAAAGGAUUCGGCUUCACGUUGCGCGGUGCCAACGAUUUUAAGCUGGAGAAGUUCUUUGCCGCCUCCCCGGAGUCCUUCGAUACGUACUAUGGCAUCAAGGAUGAUGGCAACAUAUUCGAUGACCAAAAUCAGGAUUCAUUGAACGAGUACAUACGCCGUCACACACCCAGUGGGGUACACUUUGCCAUGGCCGACGGCGGAUUCUCGGUGGAGGGCGAGGAGAACAUACAGGAGAUUCUGUCGAAGCAGCUGUAUCUGUGUCAGUGCCUCACCGCACUCAAAAUAUUGCGCAAGAACGGGAACUUUGUGUGCAAGGUGUUCGAUCUAUUUACACCGUUCAGCGUGGGUCUGAUCUACCUGAUGUACAAAUGCUUUCAUCAAAUUGCGAUCAUCAAGCCAAAUAGCAGUCGCCCGGCCAAUUCGGAGCGCUACCUUAUCUGCAAAUACAAGCAGGAGGAUACCAUUGCCAUUAUCAAUUUCAUGAAUACCAUCAACAUAAUGCUCAACGAGGACCGCGACAGUGGCGACGACAUUCUCGAGAUCUUUGACGCCAACGAGAUCGCUGCGGAUGGCGAUUUCAUGCGCUACAUCAUCGACUCGAACAAUGCCAUUGGCAAGAAGCAGGUUGUCGGACUGCACAAGAUCGCUGCCUUUGCUAAGAAUGCCGAGCUGAAGGAAACACGCCAGUCGGAGGUGCGUCAGGAGUGCCUCAAGCGUUGGGGCCUGCCCGAUAAGCUGCGUCAGGCGCCAGAAAAUAAAACAACCGAUCGUAUGCUUGAGGAGCUGCUGCUCGAUUGGUCGCAGGAUCGCAACUGGCUCAAUUUCUCGCCAGCUGAGAUGAACAAUGUGACGGCGCUCUCGAAUACCGUACAGAAUGUCAGAGACUGGAUAUUCAUGCCCAUCGGUCGCGAGGAGACAAACAUCAAUAGCUGCAGCCUGUUCAUGUGCAGAUCGCGCGGAAAUCUCCUCCGCUACACGGAGCACAAAAAGUGGGAGCUGGUCGAGGCGUCCUUUGAGGUGCAGGCACGUUCCAUAUUUUUCGGUCAGAUCGUCUUCGAGUUCUACGGUGAGGGUCGCACCAUUCAGCGUGUGCCCGCGCUGCACAUCAUUGACGGGAUCUGCCUGGGCGGCAUCGACAUCCGGCGUCGUCCAUUAUGCGAUCGCAUCAGCAUGUGCGAUAAGUAUGCCCGCAGCUUGAACAAACCGUACAAGAAGGAGCGCGCCCACGGUCCGUUGCGCAGCAAGCCAUUCUUUCGACUGCAGGACAUGAACCAGUUCUUUGGCGACAUGCGCCACUAUGUGCUGAAAGAUAAUUCACAGCGCUUUGGCUUCUCACUGGACGACAACAAGUUCUUUGUGCCCGGCAGCAUUCUAAUGCUCUGCGAACUGGAUCAGAACUAUGUUUCGGCCAAGUCGCGUUCGCGCAACCAGGUCUACUACUUCAACAUCAAGAACAAGGAGUCGUAUUAUAAGGAUAGUAUACCCAAUAAUAAAAAGGCCUCCGAAAUCUUUGCCUCCUUCCGCCAAAGCUAUGCACGCCGUCUGCUCUGGAAGUGGACGGACUUGCGGCAGGUUGAGGAGCAUGCAAACGAGGACAAUCCAUCGAUAUUGUUCCGUAGCCAUUUCGUUAAAUUUAUCGCGGAAAAGUUGACCCACGCGUAGGCGACAUCUGCAAAAUAUCUGCAUAUAUAUCCAUAACAAGAUAUUGGAUAUUGCUCCCCCCCCCCCACCACCACCCUCCCCGUAGCAUUAGAUCUUAAGAUUAUCUAUAUAUUUAAAAACAAACAAAAAGAGGAAAAUGUAUGUUUAUAUUAUUUUUUUUCCGCCUGCAUAGGAUUUAUCUGGAGGUUUUACAACAGAUCCUGUAUUUUACUUAUACGAUUUAAGUAUCUGACGAACUAUUGUCCCCAGGAGCUGUUCCCAAAACAAAAACAACAACAAAACAUUGUAACUUUCUGUUUCUGACGUUCAUUUGUAUGUAACUAUUAUACAUAAUUAAUUAAUUAAUUGUAAAUUUGUGUCGGACCGAAAUCAUGACUGGAUUGAUUACCCGAAUGGCAAUAGAUCUUACCAAAAAAAAAAAAAUAAGAAGCAGACCGCCAAGGCUUUGGAUAUGCCCUUGCCAAAAUUUAGCUAGUUUUAAUUAAUGUUUUUUUUUUUUUAUAUUUUAAUUUUUCUUGGAAUACAAAAAACCCUGAAACUGUGGAUGAGAAUCACAUAACAAAUAUAUAUAAAUAUAUGUAUUUUUUUUUGAGUUUCGACUCUGAUAACUGACAAAAAUUAAAAAAUCAUACUUUUUAUUUGAACUAUGGAUGGCGCCCAGAAUUUUCUACGAGUAUACCUAUACCCUGGAUGCAAGCGAAUGCAUGGUACAUAAUGAAUCAAGCUUGCAUUAAGACACUGCAGAACUCCUAUUGUGAUUAUGAUUCUCCGCAAUCAAAAUUCAUGAAUAAUAAACAAAUGUUCAGUGCCGCAUUGGAGCUAUCCAGUAUCCAGUACGAGAACGAGGCAAAUUAUGUAUGAAGAUUUGCUGAUUCUACAAUUCGUACGCA
Drosophila obscura is the source of this 3335-nucleotide messenger RNA. It is a transcript of the gene Cmtr1, whose product is annotated as cap-specific mRNA (nucleoside-2'-O-)-methyltransferase 1. Gene Ontology annotation, molecular function: nucleic acid binding; methyltransferase cap1 activity. NCBI's taxonomy places the organism in Eukaryota, Metazoa, Arthropoda, Insecta, Diptera, Drosophilidae. The record is from RefSeq and is a predicted model, not a curated record. The transcript has 2 exons. Bases 82 to 2445 code for a protein of 787 amino acids. Gene Ontology annotation, cellular component: cytoplasm; nucleus. Gene Ontology annotation, biological process: 7-methylguanosine mRNA capping.